UCUUUGAUUCGGAUACGGUUUUAUAUCAACACAUUUCUAUUGAAAUAUUGUUUUCUUUAUUGUGAAGUUAAUUGAUUUUAGGUUUUGAUUGUGUAUUUACUUACAUUGAUAACGGAAACAAUUCUAUCAAACUUCUCUGAGCAACGACUGAAUUAUCCUUUUAAAGUUGAAAGUUCUUCCUAAAUAGUGUACGUUUAUCCUUCAGAAGUUUUAUUUAUUAAUUGUUUUAGACAUUUAACCGCUUUUGUAUCCACGUAACUUGUGCAAUUUGUCUAGUUUAUUGGAUACAUGUAUUUGAAAAGACAUAUUGAACAUUUUUUUAGUUAAACAAAUUAUCCUUUUUUCAUUUACCGUGGAUGUGUAUUACAAUGAUUUCAGUGAACAUUUAGUUUUCUUCAGCGUGGCUAUAUUUGAAAUAAGAAGCCAGGAAACAGACAACUAUGAUAAAAUAACAAAAUGGGUGAUUUACAAAUUCCACAUUUGAACGAUCCCGGAGAUCAUAAUAAAAUAAAGCAGUAUGAUAGUCUAGAUUUCAAAGUCCGAGUUGGAACUUCAUUGGUCAGAUCUGGGACUGAGAGUCAAGCUAUUUUGAUUCAAAAAGAAUUUCAAGAGGAACAAAAAAUUAAUGAUCUUAUACUCCAAAUAACAAGCAGAAGUAUAUCAAGAAGAACAACUCCUUCAAGUUCUAGAAGGAGUUCAAUUGAUAUCAGUAAUGGGUUUGGUAUACAAGGAGUUGUUGAUGGCAAGAGGGCCGCCAGAUUUCUCCGUAGACGGAAGGAUCACACUGCAUUAUUAAGGCAAUGGAAUACUAAACCGGAAGUAGUUAACGAAGGACAUAGAAAUCCAGCAGAAGCGUUGCAGAAAUUUAGAAAGUUGGCUAGAACUGUUAAACUUCUAUGUGGAAUCCUGAUCACUCUCAAGAGUUAUGUGAAGAAACCUGACACCAGUAAUUGGUCAUUUAUGGAAAUGUACCUGCAUGUCCAGGAUACAUUCAAUCACUUACUCACUUUCAACAAGAACAGUUAUGGAAAGGUAGAACCGCUUAAAGAAAAACUGAAGACGUUACUGUCAGUGAGCAAACAGCACAGAACAAGACAAGAUGUCCAAACGAUUAUGGGUUUAAUGAGAGACAACUUGUCGUUCCAAGAUUAUCCUGUUCAUAUUCAAAUAAAAUUAGCUAGAUGUAUGCAGUACCAAAGUUAUGAAGCUAGAAGGGUAAUUCUGAAACAAGGACACCCACCAUUAGCUUUCUACAUCAUGCUAUCUGGCGUUGCUAUUGUCAACGCACGUGAUGUUAAUCCCAAAACAGGACAUACAUUUGUUAAAACAGUCGGUCAGCUGGUUGCAGGCGAUACAUUCGGGGAGAUAGCUCUAAUUGAAAGUUGCCCAAGAACUGCAUCUGUUGUGUGCAAGACAACAUGUGAGUUUCUGGUGGUACAAAAACACGAUUUUGACGAGGUUAUCAAGGCACCUUUACUUAAAGAAAGAGAGGAUCAUAUUGAUUUUUGCAAAUCAUUACCAUUUUUAAAAGACUUUCCAUGUGAUAUGUUGCGCCAUCAUCCAAAAGAGUUUUUCUUCCAGUACUUCAAAGAAGACGAUAUCAUUAUUAGACACAGUGUAUCAAGCAAAUACAUUGUCAUCGUUAAAUCGGGUAAAUGUAAGCUUGUAAGUGAUUUCACUGAACUGCCAUCAGAUAAAAGACGUGUUGAAUUUGAUGCUGACUUAGAAGAAGCGUUUCCAUUAUAUACUACUAUGUUGAGGGUAAAAUCGAGAGCACCUGUUCCGAAAUCAGGUUCAACAGACUCAAUUUCACGCAUACAAAUUGGACUGUUAACGGGUACAGUUGAUAAUACGGUCCUUGCAGCAAAAGCAGAGAAAACAAAUAUGAAACUGGCGAGAAGACCAAGUACCGUAUCUUUAGCCAAACGAGGAUCUAUAAGCAAUUUAUUCAAUAAGCCAAAUAUGGAACGAAAGAACAGCAUGAUAACUAGUCAAUUACUCAGAGAAAAUCUUCUACUUCAAGAGUCACAAUUAACCAAGAUUGAAGAGAAACCGCGACCUAAAACAACUCAGGGUAGACACCAAUUCACUGCCACCAAGAAAUUAAAUUCCAAAGAAAUUAAAAAGAAAUCCAGUGAUGACAACCGUACAACUCUUGCCCAGAUAUCACAGCUGAAAAUCGGGGAUGUUUUUGGCUUGGAAUCAUUGGUUUCUAAACCAUCAACAACAUUAAGUUUAGUUAGUGAAGGUGCAGAGUGUAUUUUGAUAUCCAAAAGACUUUUCUUAAGUGAAGCCAGCAUAAAAGUGCUCAGAAUAGUUAAUGAUUUAGUACAAAAUUAUCCAUGUCAUUCCUAUAUUAGAGAUCAGGUAGAUUGCUACCGGAAGUGGGUACAAUAUAAGCAUGACAUAGAGGAGGAGGUUCUGACUUCCCAUCGACAGAAAGACAGGGUGUGGGUUGGAGGUGUUCCAGCAUUAAAAUGUGCUUCUUAACAAUGUUUUGAAUAAUUUUACUAUUUCUUGUUAUUCCUAUUAAUUAAAACAUAUUCAGGUACAUGUUAGAGUAAGGGCAUACCAUGACGGAUAACAAAUGGUCCAGAAACCAUGACUGUGGGCAAGGCAGAAAAUGUGGUACAGAUAAACUAGUUUUACGUGAGCACAAUCCCCUUUUUUGUGAAACACACAAAGAUAAACUGUAAUGUCCGUCUGUCAACAGGACGACACACAACAAGGAAUUAAAAGACGUCAUCUAGU
This is a messenger RNA of Mytilus trossulus (common blue mussel), 2751 nucleotides long. RefSeq lists its product as uncharacterized. Bases 457 to 2490 code for a protein of 677 amino acids. The transcript is spliced from 19 exons. NCBI's taxonomy places the organism in Eukaryota, Metazoa, Mollusca, Bivalvia, Mytilida, Mytilidae. The record is from RefSeq and is a predicted model, not a curated record.